Molecule: messenger RNA, 1236 nt
Organism: Morchella sextelata
Lineage: Eukaryota; Fungi; Ascomycota; Pezizomycetes; Pezizales; Morchellaceae
Exons: 6
Coding region: 1-1236 (411 amino acids)
Source: RefSeq, a predicted model, not a curated record
AUGACAACCCUAUCUACGCCGUUACCUAGCGCAGUACUACGCUCACCUGCCGGCGCUCCCCCAAAAAGGAAGGCGGAGCAAGCAAAGUCUACGCCUUUGUUCAAGCAAAAGCAGGCACACCUAGGCUACGGCGUUGAUCAGCACCACGGUGUUGCUCCGGAAGCCGUAGCAAGCUGGUCUACGGCGUUGCCCAGGACUGCGGCGUUGCUCUCACAAAAAGUAGCUCGCAGCACCACUACCCAAUUUACGCCUUUGCUCUACACCACGGCGUUGCUCCAGCAAUUACAAAAGCGUAGCACCGCAGCUAAUCCACGGCGUCGCCCAUCACAGCCUUGCUCCAGCCACAAGAAAGGCAUAGCAGCGCUACCAAAAUCUACGGCAUUGCCCAACCACCACGCCGUUGAUCCAGCACAAAUGUCUCCAAGCACCACGCCCCACACCUCGGAAAGAAGGGAUGCCAAAAUCAACGCCGAGACAAAUGCGGAACCAAUACUACAGAAUAGAAGGAGAAGAUCUGCGGGCCUAUGCAAGAAGGACAACUCCGGGAAAAAUGCAGAACCACAGUUGAAAAAACUGAGGAGGGCGAGUGCGGUUGACGUAGAACCUGAGGGAGGGAUUAGCAAAGCCAACGCCGAGAAAAAUGCGGAACCUCCAGCCAAGAGAUUGAGGAGAAGGAGUGCGGUUGGGAUAAAGAUUGAAGAACAGGGGGAGGAAUUCAGCGGGGUUGGGACUAGAAGAGGGGGGAGGAGGAGCACCGCUGCAGUGAAGCAAGAAGAAGGAGGGCAGCAGCCGGAGGUUAGAGAUAGUUUAGGGGAAUCAAUCAAAAAAGGAAGAAAGAGUAGAGCGGUUCCAGUGCAAGUAGAGGAUGAACCAGAGGACAGUGAGGAACCAUUGUUUAAGAAAACAAAACCAGUACGUGCUGAAGCAGAAUCUUUGCCUGAGCUUCCAGACUUCGUGCCCUUUAAGUCUGAAUUCCCUGCGCAUACAUCCCAGGCAAAUAUCCCUGGUGAUACUAAAUAUGACCCGUUCUCAAUCUUCAAUUUGUUUUUCAACGAUUCAACCUUCGAAGAACUUGCCAAUAAUACCAACAAAUAUGCCAAACUAAAAAGAGAUGAGUUCACUUUGAGAAAUCUGGGAAGCAAAAAGCAACGGCCAUGGAAACAUUGUACGCCUGGCGAUAUCAAGAUCAUGAUGGGACUGUUCAUCCAUAUGGGUGAUAGUGCAGUCACGACAUAA